Molecule: messenger RNA, 1040 nt
Organism: Perognathus longimembris pacificus (Pacific pocket mouse)
Lineage: Eukaryota; Metazoa; Chordata; Mammalia; Rodentia; Heteromyidae
Product: ficolin-1-like
Exons: 9
Coding region: 1-960 (319 amino acids)
Source: RefSeq, a predicted model, not a curated record
AUGGCCCUAAGACUCCCUCUCUUGCUCUUUUGUGCCCUGCACAUCAAAGAUCUGGCCAUCCAGGCUGCCGACACCUGCCCAGACGUGCAGGUGGUGGGCUUGGGGAACUCCGACAAGCUCAGCAUUCUGAGAGGCUGUCCCGGACUGCCGGGGUCCGAAGGGCCCAAAGGAGAGACGGGAGCCAAUGGAGAGAAAGGAGAACCAGGUCUCCCAGGACUCCCUGGAAAGCCAGGACCGCUAGGGCCCAAAGGAGACCCAGGAGAGAAGGGGCCUCGUGGAGAGAAAGGUGACCCCGCGCCAUUUCAGACGUGUGCCACAGGACCGCGGAACUGCAAGGAGCUGCUCGCCCGCGGCCACUUCCUGACGGGCUGGCACACCAUCUUCCUGCCCGACUGCCGGCCGCUGACGGUGCUCUGUGACAUGGACACCGACGGCGGCGGCUGGACGGUCUUCCAGCGCAGGAUGGACGGCUCCGUGGACUUCUUUCGAGACUGGGCUGAUUACAAGAAGGGCUUCGGCAGUCAGCAGGGCGAGUUCUGGCUGGGAAACGAGAACAUCCAGGCCCUGACCUCCCAGGGAACCAGCGAGCUGCGCGUGGACCUCGAGGACUUUGAGGGCCAGAGGGCCUUCGCCACCUACAACUCCUUCAAGGUCCUGGGGGAGAACGACAAGUACCAGCUGGUCCUGGGGGACUUCAAGGAGGGCACUGCGGGCGAUUCCCUGGCGUUCCACAACAACGUGCCCUUCUCCACCAAAGACCGGGACAGCGACGGGAGCGCUGCCAGCUGCGCGGAGCUCUACCACGGGGCCUGGUGGUACGCUAACUGCCACCAGGCAAACCUGAACGGCCGCUACCACCGCGGGGCCCACGACAGCUAUGCGGAUGGCGUCAACUGGCUGACGGGGAAAGGAUACAAGUACAGCUACAAGGUGUCGGAGAUGAAGGUGCGGCCCGUUUAGCCGCCAGCACCCCACAGCGGAAUCCGGCGGGAAUCCCUUUCUGCAUCCGAAGCCCUGGGUCUGUGUCUCCGGCUGAGAAA